AUGCUUUCCAUCAGAUCUUUGGACAAAAUUGUUUUGAUAAUUGUCCUCUGCAAUUUACACACAGAGGCGAGACCAAUGAGAAAGAGGUCCAUCAGUGAGGUCCAGCUCAUGCACAACGUGGGAGUACACAAGCAGGUCGGGGAGAGACAAGACUGGCUUCAGCUGAAGUUAAAGGAUAUAAUUGCAGCCUCACACGCCAAAGCACAACAGCAUGGACAAUCAGGGAAGAUCCGGAGUCUGCUUCCUGAUGAUCUCACAGGACUGGGCCUGUAUACAAGUUAA
Molecule: messenger RNA, 282 nt
Organism: Coregonus clupeaformis (lake whitefish)
Lineage: Eukaryota; Metazoa; Chordata; Actinopteri; Salmoniformes; Salmonidae
Product: parathyroid hormone
Exons: 2
Coding region: 1-282 (93 amino acids)
Biological process (GO): intracellular calcium ion homeostasis
Cellular component (GO): extracellular region
Molecular function (GO): hormone activity
Source: RefSeq, a predicted model, not a curated record